This is a messenger RNA of Xiphias gladius (swordfish), 2459 nucleotides long. RefSeq names its product RNA binding motif protein 4.1 (gene rbm4.1). NCBI's taxonomy places the organism in Eukaryota, Metazoa, Chordata, Actinopteri, Istiophoriformes, Xiphiidae. Gene Ontology annotation, cellular component: cytosol. Gene Ontology annotation, molecular function: mRNA binding; zinc ion binding. The record is from RefSeq and is a predicted model, not a curated record. The transcript is spliced from 3 exons. The coding region runs from base 182 to 1447 and encodes 421 amino acids.
GCCUUUAGCAUUGCUCCUAAGAAGUGCUAACCGAGUUAGCUGUAGCUAUGUCUUUACCAUGGUGUUUGGCUGGUCACGAGCUGGUAAUGUAACGUCAGUUGGUGAAGCAGCAGUCGCCAUUUCAUUCUCCGACGGUCGAGACGCAAGACUGCAGCUGCAAAAGUGACGUGGCAGCUUCACAAUGGUGAAAAUAUUCAUUGGGAACUUGUCACCAGACACUACAUCAGAUGAACUUCGCUCUCUCUUCUCCCAGUAUGGCAAGAUUGCAGAAUGUACUAUUGUCAAGAACUUUGGCUUUGUGCACAUGGAUGACAAAGCGGAGGCAGAAGAAGCCAUUCGCAACCUCCACCAUUAUGAGCUAAAUGGCCAGCCCAUGAAUGUGGAACUGAGCCGUGGCAAGUCAAGAGGAUCUACCAAACUACAUGUUGGCAACAUUGCUUGUACCAACCAGGAGCUGAGGGCUAAGUUUGAAGAGUUUGGCACUGUGUUGGAGUGUGACAUAGUAAAAAACUAUGCUUUUGUUCACAUGGAGCGAAUGGAGGAUGCCAUGGAGGCCAUUAAUCAGUUAGACAACACAACUUUUAAAGGCAAACUGAUGAGUGUGAAGCUUUCGACUAGCCGCCUGCGUACUGCGCCGGGAAUGGGAGACAGAUCGGGUUGUUAUCGUUGCGGGCAGGAAGGCCACUGGUCCAAAGAAUGCCCACUAGACCAAAAUGGCUACCACAGAAACGGCUCAGAGCCAAAGUCUGAUGGAUACGAUGCCUCGAGAUUUGGCGGGCGUGGUCGCAACGGGGGUUAUCAUCCGGACUUCAGUGGCGAUCCAGAUUAUGGUGGCGGCUAUGCUCCUGUACAUGUUUUUUCCCGUGGUUCUGGUCACAGCGGCAGCAUGGCAGGGUACAGAAGGGGUGCAGGCUAUGAGAGUGCAAUGAGAUAUGGGCCGCACCCAGGUUAUGGCAUAAGCGCUGUUGCUGAACAUAGCAUGGCUCGGAUGUACGGCAGCGAGGCAGCAUACAGGAGCAACGGCUCACUCUAUGGCGCGGUACCAGCCUACCCGAUGCGCCGGUCGCCUUACGAGGAAAGGGAUCCGUACGGGGUCGUGGACUACUACGAGAAGUACAGGGCCAAUUCUUACGGAGGCAGUUAUUUCGAGGAACACCGCGCCGUCCCCUUGCCUGCUCCAUCAACAUCCUCCUCCACACCUAUAAUAAGGGAACGUCUUCCCCCCUCUAGCCUUGACCCAUACGAGUGCCCUCCGCUCCCUCCUCCACCAGCCCCAGUCACCUCAUACUAUGCACGUGACCGGAGUCCGAUUCGGAGAGUCCCUGCCGAGGCAGAUGGAUUUGCAUAUGAGCGUUCGCGCCUUUCCCCAGUGCCCACCCUCCCAAGAAGUUCUACCUAUGACCAUCCGCGGGAUCCCAGCGCUGAGCAGGCAAAUUAUACUUACUAAUCCUUGUCCCGUACAGCCCGGUGAGAGCUGACUUACAUUUAGCGGAGAGGAUAGCCUAAGUGCCAUCGGAAUUACUGAAAAUUAAACGUCAAACAGUAUACGUCAUUGGUAAUAUUAGGGGCAAAAGCCAGUCUUUUUCUAUAUGUGAGAGGUGUGGGCAGUAAAGGGUUAAGGUUACAAUAAAGCUUGCCAAUCAUUAUAGCCAACGAUUAGAUUUGAGUGUGAAUGGUUGAAUACAUUCACAUUAUGUUGUGAUCUCAUUCCAGCUCAUACAAAAUUCAGUACAACUAAUGUUCAGUUGAUCAUCUUUCAUCGUCCUAUUUACAUGUUGUGGUAUCGGUGUAGUUCUGAGAUGGCUUAGUCUAGUGUGGAAGUGCAGAUACUGGGUUUAUCCACAACCUGGUCGACAUCCAUUCAUGAUACUGUAAAAACAAACAUUUUGCCCCUCGGAAAGUAGCUCUAUGUUCACACACUAUUUAGACUCAGUUAAUAGAAACAUAUUUAAUUAGUGCAUGAUGCAUGUUUUAAAGGUGAGUCCUAGGGGUUACGUUAAUUAAAAUUUAAUAAAUUCUUUUCAGCAGCAUCUAAUGUAUUACUAUAUGCAUUUUAGUGUAUUUGUGUUAAUGUAAGUUUACAUUGUUACUGCAUAUGUGAAGCACUGGCAAAACAAAUCUGAAUACUGCUUCAGAACCUACAUUGUUCAACCUGUGGACUUCAAUGUCACACUUGUACCAAAUAUAGACAUGCAGAAUAAAAAAUUGUUAUACUUUCGUAUUUGGGUUAUAUCAAACUUUUUGUGAAAUUGCAUAGAAGAAGUUUAUUGAGCUGCAUUGUGAUCUUUUUUUUCAGUAGGCACAUUUCUUAUAUUCAAUUUAUUUUCAUUGCUGUGAUAAGUAUGAGGCUUCACAUCUUGAACAUAUGUUGUAGUUUCAUAAGAAAAUGACCUCAAUUGCCUGUGCUGUCUGUCUUGAUUUCUAACUAUUAGGUUAAAAUUAAAAUCGGUCUAAAAUGA